UACGUAACAAAUUAACUAUACCCAUGGAUUUCUUGCUCAUUGCCCUUACACUGGCUUUCUCCUUUUUUCUUUUCUUGUUUCUUCACAAACUGUCGAUCUCCUCAGCUAAAAGGCAGAGUAGGAAUGUACCAAAAGCAGACAGAGCAUGGCCGAUUAUCGGCCAUCUCCACCUCCUCAAUGGACCUCAAAUGCCUCACGAAGUAUUCGGUCAUAUGGCUGAAAAAUAUGGGCCUAUUUUCCAAUUAAAACUCGGAGUAAAUCAAGUAGUAGUUGUGAGUGAUCACAAUAUAGUUAAAGAAUGUUUCACCACAAACGAUAUGGCCUUUGCAAAUCGGCCCAAAACCUUAGCUUUAGAGAUCUUAGGUUAUAAUUAUGCCAUGUUUGCGUUUGCACCUUAUGGGUCGUACUGGCGAGAGAUAAGGAAGAUAGGCACAAUUGAAUUGCUUUCAGCUAGGCGAAUUGAGAUGUUUAGCCACAUUCGAGAAUUUGAAGUAAAAUCAGCUGUUAAAGAGAUUUAUGAUAAGGGUAAUAAUUUAAAUGGUGUUGUGAAGAUGGAGAUGAAAGAAUGGUUUGGAAAUUUAAUUAUGAACAUUAUGAUGAAGAUCCUAUUUGGAGUACAAUACAAAGGUGAUGAUGAAGAAGAAAAAAGGAGGGCUCAGAAAGCAACUCGGAGAAGUUUUGAAUUGUUGGGGGCUUUUGUUGUGGCUGAUUUUUUACCUUACCUAAGAUGGCUGGAUACUGGAGGCCAUGAAAAGGCCUUGAAAGAAACUGCUAAAGAAAUAGACUGCCUCGGCGAAGAGUGGUUAGUGGAACACAAAAGAAAGAGGAAAUUAAGGGUAAAUAGAAGUGGGGAUGAAGAAGAUUUCAUGGAUGUCAUGUUAUCCAUUUGCGAAGACAAAGAUCUUCCUGGUCAUUUUGAUGCUGAUACCAUUAUCAAAGCUACUUGUAUGAGUAUGCUAUUGGCAAGUGUAGACACCACCAUGGUAACUCUGACAUGGACUUUAUCUUUACUUCUAAACAACUACCAAUCACUAAAAAAAGCUCAAGAUGAGCUAGACACUCAUGUUGGCAAGAACAGAUGGGUCCAAGAAUCGGACAUCAAGAACUUAGUUUAUCUUCAGGCUAUUGUUAAUGAAUCGAUGUGUUUAUAUCCACCCACACCAAUUUUGCUACCCCACGAGUCGAUUGAGGAUUGUGUUGUUAGUGGCUAUGAUAUACCAAAAGGCACUCGCUUAUUUGUGAACAUGUGGAAAUUUCAUCAUGAUCCGAAUAUUUGGCCAAAUCCACACGAGUUUAAGCCAGAGAGGUUCUUGACGACUCAUAAAGAUGUUAAUGUAAGGGGAAAUCAUUUUGAGUUAAUUCCAUUUGGUACCGGAAGAAGAAUGUGCCCUGGAACUUCUUUGGCCCUUCAAGUUGUGUACUAUGUGUUAGCUGUAUUGCUACAAAGGUUUGAUAUUAAGAGGCCUUCUGAUGAACCAAUUGAUAUGAGUGAGAGCUUUGGAUUGACAAAUCUUAAAGCUUCUCCACUCGAAGUUCACCUUACUCCACGAUUGAAUUCUAAUCUUUAUGAAUGAAAU
Molecule: messenger RNA, 1577 nt
Organism: Capsicum annuum
Lineage: Eukaryota; Viridiplantae; Streptophyta; Magnoliopsida; Solanales; Solanaceae
Product: cytochrome P450 CYP82D47
Exons: 3
Coding region: 24-1574 (516 amino acids)
Biological process (GO): defense response to other organism
Molecular function (GO): iron ion binding; heme binding; oxidoreductase activity, acting on paired donors, with incorporation or reduction of molecular oxygen
Source: RefSeq, a predicted model, not a curated record